Messenger RNA from Psilocybe cubensis, 981 nucleotides. RefSeq lists its product as uncharacterized. Lineage: Eukaryota; Fungi; Basidiomycota; Agaricomycetes; Agaricales; Agrocybaceae. Bases 1 to 981 code for a protein of 326 amino acids. The transcript has a single exon. The record is from RefSeq and is a predicted model, not a curated record.
AUGCUGACAAUGGUUUGUUCUUCACGAAAGGAUAACGUCACAAUGCCAGACCUGUUUAUACCUCCUCCAAAAUUUUACUUUUCAAUCUGUAGCUCGUUUUUACUGCCAAACCCAGUCUACUCUAACGACAGCAAAGAUCCUAAAGUAGGGCUAACCAUGGGGUCUACGGAACCGGAACGUGACUGUAAUUUCGAACUUAUCCAUGGUACUGGCGAUCGUGCUGGCCAAUACGCUAUAAGAGGCACAUACUCUGGAAAAGUACUGUUAUCGAAGAAGGGCACACAUGCUCUUGUCGAACAUACCGCUGGAGACGGCGUCCAUGACGAGAACUGGUUCACAUUUGAAGUCGGAACAGAGCAUCUCUCGUCUGGCUUUCGCGUAGUUUGCCCUUCCAUCUCCGCUGUCUGGUCCUCGGCCGUUUCCUUAUUAACAAGUGUCCCUGAAGGAAACCCCAAGGACGUAACUCAAUACUUCAGUUUUACCUUUGAGCACACGGAAAUUGACCGUGUUGUAUAUCACGUCGAUCAAGGCAAAAUCGUGCAGUCCACCCCGGUGGUGCUCGCCACACAGGAGCUCAAAAACGACACCAGCAUCGUCCAAAAACUGGAAGCCUCCGUCGACACGAGCACCGAAGAGACAUCAUCAUUCCAAUUUUCGCAGGGGUUCAGUCUCACGGUGGGGUUGGAGAUAAAAACGGGAGUCCCUUUGGUUUCAGAAGGGUCGAUUAAAGUGGACGCAACCAGCACGUCCAAUUUUACCUGGGGUUCAACGACGAAGAAGUCCAAAGCUUACAAGGCCACAUUCCCUGUCACAGCUCCUCCCCAUUCCACUGUUGUUGCUACCUCCAGUGUUACCCAAUCUACCCUGGAUAUCCCUUUCACCAUUUACAGCAAAUCAAAGAGCGGAGUUGUGGUGGAGACAGAAGGAAUGUACUAUGGCGUAACGACUUGGAAUCUCCGCCAUAUUAUCACCCAGAAGUAA